Messenger RNA from Emiliania huxleyi CCMP1516, 1920 nucleotides. RefSeq lists its product as hypothetical. The record is from RefSeq and is a predicted model, not a curated record. Gene Ontology annotation, molecular function: UDP-xylosyltransferase activity. Lineage: Eukaryota; Haptophyta; Isochrysidales; Noelaerhabdaceae. The coding region runs from base 1 to 1920 and encodes 639 amino acids. The transcript has 11 exons.
AUGUGUGUGUGUUUGUAUAUGCCGCUCCCGCUUCUCGCGCCCCUCCUGCUGCGCGUCUGCGCCGACCCGAACUCGCAUGCAAUGGACUGCCCCAGGUUGCGGAAGCCAUGCCUGCCUGAAGGAAGGGGGGCGGCCGUGCUGCUCCGCGAGUGGAAUCACAUCGUGUGGGACAAGCUGGCGUACGGCCCACCGUUGCCCGACAAUAGCAAGCAGCUCAUCCACGUUGGCUUCUUCGACACGCGGCCGAGUCCGAGCCUGUGGGAGAUGGGCAAGGCCGCUGCGCUGUUCAACUCAUCAGGCGUAGUGGUGCACGCGUUGCUAGCAGUCAAGCCAGUCGCUGCAGAUGUGCCGUCAGGGAUCCGUGUCACCAUGAUGAAGCUGACGAAGCGACUCGCGUGCAUAUACGACAACUUUGCGCACAACUCCCAUGGGCCCGGCCCGGCGUACCUCAUCAAGACGCUAUUGCCUUGGAUCCUGCCACCCGAGGUGCCUAGGAUCAUCCUGCUUGACACUGACACUGUCGUCUUGCGCCCCAUCAUCAAGCUAUGGUCGGUCUUUGAAAGCUUUGGCGACCGUGCGGUGAUCGGCAUCGCCAGGGAGCAAAGCAACCUCUACGAAAACAUGGUUGGAAGAAACGGAGGCGUCCAGCUCAUGAACCUCGUCGCUGCCCGCGCUUCCGCAACGUAUGUGCGAUACCUCGACCGGAUAGCAGCUGGCCGCACCGGCUACUAUGUCGGAUACCUGGGAGACCAGACGCUAUUUGUGGACAUCGUGUCUCCAGAUCUGGAGGCGAUCUGCGCCGCGAAGGGGGUGGAGUGCGAGACGCCGGCGCCGACGCCUUGCCGCGACUUGCCCGCCGACCAGCGGGAGGCGUGCGCACAGAGCGAGAUUGCGCAGUUUGGCGUCUGCAAGACCAUUAGCUGCACCGCCCUCGCCAUCGCCGCCGGCCUCUUCAACGGCUCCUACCCAAUCUUUCUCAAGCGGCCCGCCGUGCUCGCCGCUCGCGUGCCUCCUCUCUUCUUCCAGUCGGCCAAGUCCAGCUGCUGCUGUCUCCUCGGCGCGUGCCUCGUGCUGCUGCGGCUGGCGCGCAGCGGCGAGCCCUUCCUCUUCACGUGGUGGGCCGUAGCCUCCGCCGCCGCCUGGAUCCCCGCCGGGCUCUGCACCAUCGCAGCCGUACCGAGGCUCGGAGUCGGGCCGGUGAUGCUCACCUCGGCCGGCACCGGGACGCUCGCCUCCUUCCUCGCCGGCUCGAUCGCGCUGGGUGAGCGGCUCAAGGUGCACACGCUCGACGGCGGCGGCACCUUCCUCCUCGCGCCCGCCUACCUCGCUGGCGUGCUGCUCGGCAUGGCGGGCGUGCUGCUCGGCAUGGCGGGUCUCAUCUUUGCGCCUCGGCUCUCGCUGCAGCGCGCGAGGCAGCACCCCUCAGCGCCCCUCGUCCUCGCCGAGGAGGAGGGCGAGGCGGACAGCGAGGCGCUGCACAGCCCGCGCAGAGCAGACGCGGAGGGGUUGCCCGUGGCUCCGAGACGUCGAGCGAAGACGGCGGCCGCGACGACCCGAAUCGCGCCCUCCUUGGCGGGGAGCCUUCUAGGCGCUCCUCUGCCGCCCUUUGACCGCGUUGGGUACGCGCUGGCGGCCGCCGCCGGCGUCUUCGCCUCUGUCCAGUACGUGAUGGUGCUUCGCGCGGCGGUGCUGCCUGGUCUGGGCGCAGGCCUCUGCUGGACGGCGGGCAACUUGCUGUCGACGCUCGCCGUCGAGCUGGGCGGCAACGCGGUGACGGCCUCCAAUCUCGUCACCUCUGGCGCGUGGAGCCUCCUCUUCUACCGCGAGUUCUCGGGCCGCGCUGCCGCUGUGUGGGCUGCGGCGGCGGCCUUCACGAUGGCCAUGGUCGUGCUGCUCGGCUUCGAGAAGGUGAAGGAAUGA